AGAAGGUGGGGAGUGAAGAUGAAGGAGUCUCGGGCCUUCAGCGCGGGAGGCUGUGGGAGUAAGGAGUACUAGGGCAUCCCGAGAGCUGGCUCUGAAUGCUGGGGCAGGUUUGUGGGCCUUACUGUCAACCUAGCUGUGCAUGGUUGGCCCCUGGCGUCAAAGGCACGAACAGUUGAACCCCUAGAUUUAUCCUUGACAGUAAGAGCCCAACGGUGGGUGUUUCAGUUUUACAGCUUCUGUGAAGCCCUUGAGGCUCUAUACUCUUUGCCAUCAACACCCCUUCUGCUUCUCCAGGUAUACUAGAGACAGUGGCUCACUGUUUGCCUUUGGAAAAGCUGCUCUCUGGCAGGUUUGUGAAGAGAUUUAAUGUUCAGUUCACAAAAAGAUAUGGAAAACAGGACUAAGAGAGCUUGCCCAUUCAUAACAAUUCAGAGAAAUGGGAGUGCAGAUAAUCUUGCAUUCUGCAUGAAAAAUGGGCUGAGAAGAAUAAAGUAUAAGUCUGUAGACUAUCAACAGUUACGUGCAUUAACUGAAGCAAAGAAAUUAGCUGCUGCUUCUUUAGAGCAAAAGAUCAGAAAGGCAGCAGAGACUUCAAAAAAGUCUAAAGAACAAAUGCUCAUGAAACAGCACAAACACGUGUGGUGGCAGGAACAUCAACGGCUAAGUGAACUCAGAUGUAAAUUGGAAUCUGAAAUAAAAUCUUUUCUCAGUGAGGAGCACAUUGGAAAUGAUUGUCUUUGUGACCUUACAGAUUUUGAACGAGUAUUAUCAGAACAAUGGUGUAUAUAUCUUAAGGAUGUGAUAGAUCCUAUUCAUCAGCUGAGAACGGAUCUGAAGUUCAGGCAACAGACCUUACAGCGUUCACACCUGCAGACGGAGCUUAAUUCAGGCGCAGUGCUGGAAGAGGUUGACUUUGUGAAAAAGCAAUUGGAAGCUAUCUUUAGAAGCCUCAGCUGGGAGCAGCAGAACAUAGAAAAUGAUCUUUCAGACUAUACUGUAAAAAUAAUCAAUUAUUCUUUAGAAGAAAAAGCCAACCUGCUUAGUGAACUACCCACAGAAUUAGAAACUUUGGAAUGCCCAUACCCUGAACUGAAAUCUUCCAUCCUUAAUGAGUUCUUCAACUUUACAGAGAAAUAUCAGAACAAACUUAAUGAUUUUGAUUGGCAGUUAGAAGACAUACACAGAAAAUUUCAACUAAGUGAAGAAGAUCACUGGAUUUACCAGACUGUUUUAGGUCAGUAUCCUGGAGAUCUCAUUGGCAGAAGAACUCUGUAUCUGGACAUGUUGCAAAGAUACUUUCCUCACAAAUCUAGGCAUGAUUUGGUAGAACAUGAGAAAUAUUGCAGCCAAUACCACUUUGCUAGGGAACAGCGAAGAAUCCUGAUAGAAAACUGGAAUAAGAACAGGAAAGACUUCAUACGGAAGGCAGUGAUGACCCUCUUGGAGGCCUCUACCACUUAUGAUGUGGAAAUCUCAUUGGCCAAGGACAGGAAAAGGCAACAGGAUUUGUGCGCUGACCUCAGAGCCAAGGUAUUUCAAUGGCGUACCCACCAAGAAGAGGUGGCAAGAUUGGAAAUGGAAAUUUCUGCCAGAAGAAGAGUAAAGGAAGAGGAGAAAGAGAAAUUGUGGAGGAAGAAGGAAUUGUUGAAAAGGGAGGAGAAGAAAAACCAAAUAAGAAAAUACUGGGCUAAGAAAGAACAGAAAUGGCAAGAAAUGGAAAUGAGAGAUCUUCAGCGUCUAGAAGAACUGAAGAAAUUACUGGCUGAACAAUCAAUAAAAGACAGAGAAAGGGUUGAGUAUAGACAAGCAUUACUGGAAAAGCGUUUGAUGGAGCAAAAAGAAAUGGCCCUUCAGGAAGCCCACGAGGAUGAAGAGAGAGAGAAGAGACUUGAAGCCCUUCGGAAGCAGGUUGCAGUUGUUGCUGAAUUUGAUCCUGUUAGGAUGAUGUCAGACACAAUAGCAUCAAAGGCUAAGAUGGGUAUUGAUAUGGAAGAAGAGUUUAUUCUUCAAAAGCCACUCUUCACGCUGCAUACAUACAAUGAACAGCAGAUAAUUUCUGAUCCUAGACUUCGCUUUGAAUUAGCACUUCGCAAAGCUGGACUUCAUAAAACAUUGUAUGCCAAAGAGACAUUGCCAAAAAUCAGUCCGCAAAAACCUCCAAGAAAGGACAUGGAGUCUACUGUAUUUAAAAUCUAAGCCUUAUGCUAAAAUCUAUAAUAUGUAAACAAGAUUUUUUGAGAACAUUAUAUGAGUAACAAUGAUUAUCAUUUUCUAAAAGAUCAGACAAAGAACUCAUAUCAUCUAUUUGCCCUUCCUUCAUGAUGAUUAAAAUUUUACUUACAAUUUCCCAUAUUUUAUUUUAAGUAUAAGAUUUAAUUUUCUAUAUUUUCAAGUUACAUUUAAUAGUAACAAGUUCACCAAGAUAAUGUUCACUUGGUCCGUACACUGUCACUCAGUGAGCUGAUUUGGGAGGUUAUCACAUAGAAAAGAUCAGAAUAACCAUUUGCAAGAAUUAUAAAUGAUAUAGCUUCUGUCUGUGAAUGUCCAUUUCUGCUUGUUAUUUCAGAAUUUGGCUUUUUAAUUGUAAGACCUUCAUUAUCAUUAAUACUUCUAUUAUUUUGUUAUUACAAAAGGAGAUCCAACCUUUCUCUAAAUUUAGAAACCAAUUUGGUAUACCAUGUUUAUUGCAAACCAGUCAUCCAAACAAUUUCAUUUUGUAAAUUAGCCCUUAAAAAGAAAUUAGAAAUUACAAAUAGCAAUUCAAGCAUGGGAGCAUCUAUUCUAGUUUGAGAAAGUAAGGUAUUUCUGUAGCUGUUUAAACAGAAUACAGAAAUAUUCGUGAUAUUUAAAAUGCUGUCAAAA
This is a messenger RNA of Octodon degus (degu), 2862 nucleotides long. It is a transcript of the gene Ccdc148, whose product is annotated as coiled-coil domain containing 148. Lineage: Eukaryota; Metazoa; Chordata; Mammalia; Rodentia; Octodontidae. The record is from RefSeq and is a predicted model, not a curated record. Bases 367 to 2196 code for a protein of 609 amino acids. The transcript has 16 exons.